Naegleria gruberi is the source of this 2844-nucleotide messenger RNA. RefSeq names its product proline-rich SH3 domain protein. Lineage: Eukaryota; Heterolobosea; Eutetramitea; Acrasida; Naegleriidae. The record is from RefSeq and is a predicted model, not a curated record. The transcript has 2 exons. The coding region runs from base 1 to 2844 and encodes 947 amino acids.
AUGCCUCCAAAAUAUAGUAACAACUCCUAUCGAAAUUCGAAUAAUAGGAACAGUCAUCAUCAUACACCAUCAACAACAACACCAAUCACUCCAACACCUUCAUCUGGAGUACCUAUUUCUAAUAAAACACCAACACAAACAACAACUGAUCCAUCUCGUAUCAUUCCACAACCGCGUAGACGAAGAUCAAGUGUUAAUCGUGAGCAACAAUCUUCUCCUUCAGGAGAAUUAGAACAUACAACAACAACAACAAGUCCAAAUACAACCAAUGGUUCUAACAAUCAUUCAACAACAGUACAUAAUAAUAAUACAACAAGUACUCAAAAUAAUUUAGAUGAUGAUUGCGAAAAUCAAGCAGGACUUGCUACUAAUGCUAUUGAAAAAAUCUUUAGUACCACUCUUCAAUUUAAUGCAGAAUCUAUUCUUUCUGCUGUUGAUUUGCUUCAACAAAGAAGAGAAGAACAAUAUCCAAAUGAAAAGAGAAAGAGAUUUACCAUUAGAGAAAUUCUCGAAGUUGGUACAAAAAAUCCAAUUUGUAAUGAUAGACACAAUGAUUUACCAGAUCUUGACUAUAGAAAAUUAGAUUGGGGAAUUACUCCUGUUCCACCAAAAGCAGCAGAACUAGCAAAAAGACCAUCAAGACAAUCCUCUGGUAUCAAUCAAAAUGAAUCUCUAUUCGGAAGCAAACCAUUCUCAGGAAGAGGAAGAUCACUCAGCAGAGAAAAUAAUGCUAUUCCUUCCAAUAAUACAUCUAAUACAUCGUCUUCAACAAUAACAAAUUCUUCAUCAGGUAGCAGUAGAUUUGCCUCAUCUGCUAUUACUAAUAGUAGUAGCACUGUUAUGAGAACAAGUGGAAAAGGAGCACUUUGGUUUGACCCUGGUAUUGAUACAAAGGAAAAUAAUCCUCUUGAAUUAACCAAUGAGGAAAUUGAAAGAAAGAAAGCCUUUGAAGAGUUUAGAAAGAUUAACCAUGCUACAGUAGGAGCAGGUUCCUUCUUUGACUUUGGAGGAGAGGAAGGAGAGUCUCUUGAAUCUGGACUUCAUAGCUUUGAUGAUGAAUUACUUGAUGAAUCCCUUGAACCAACUUCUAUGGAUGAAAUGGGCGGAAGUAAUGCUAGUGACUUGGAGAAUUACUUUAAUACACUCAGCACUGGAGGUCAUCAAACACAGUUUGGUGGAAUUGGAGCAUCCCACUUUACUGAAGCUUCCCUCUAUCCAAAAGAACAACAAUUGAAUGAAAUUGAAGAUGAAUUUAUUAGUCUUCCAACACCAAAAUCAAUGAUUCCAUCCCAAAAGAGAGACAAGCCACUAUUUGCUCUUGAUGAUUCCUUGAAUAAGGAACCAGUCAAACCUGUACACAAAGGAGAUCCUGUCAUUUCCUCAGUACUUCAAAAUAAGUCUGGAAAGUCUAGAUUUGGUUUUGGAGACGGAUUUGAAUCUGAUAUUCAACCACAACAACAUUCACAACCUCUUCCAUUCACAACAAACAAUGGUGGAGCAAGCAAAUUCUUAAAUAUCAAUAAUCAACAAACUGGCUUGAAUGUUGAAGAUCAAGCUAUUUUACCAAUCCAUCAUCAAACUCAUACAGGAGGUGGAGCAACUAUUAAUGUAACAGCACUAUUUGGAGGCUCAUCAGCAAUGCCAAGUCGUAAACAAUCAAAUCCUCCUAUUCAUCAUCAUGAAGCUUUCAAUAAUUUUGCACCUACAACAAUUGAAAAGCAUCCAGAAGAGGAAAUUAAUCAUAACAUUCACUUGGAACAAUUCCCAGUUAUUGAUGCAUCAAAUCAAAUUUCAAUGAUGAGUGCCGAAGAUUUAGAACUUCAAUUCCUUAAAUCAUUAAAUGAUACAAACCAACCAUCAAUGCAAGAGUCUCAAGUACCUGAAGCAAACAAGAUUAAUCAACUUUUUAAACCAAUUUCAAAUGAACAAAAUGUUGCACAUCAAGAAGCUACCACUCAACAACCAACUUCACAAUUUGUUUCUCCAUUCCAAAAAUAUCAAGAACAAAAACAAAAUGAAAAGUCAGAAACUAAAUUACCUGAAGAUUUAUCCCUCACUCCUUCAAAACAAUCAUCAGUUUCCAAGACCAGUGCAACUUCACCAGCAUCGGCUGCCCAAAGAAAACUUUCAAAGACAUCAGCUAAUUCUCCAUUUGUUCCAUCACAUUUGAUGAAAAAGAUGGGUACCAAUACUGAAAAGAAGAUUAAGCUUAAGGUUAACACUCCAGUUACAAAUACAGCAGCUGCAACCAAAACAGCAACAUCUCAACCAAGUAAUGUUACAACAUCAACAAAUAAUGGUUCAUCUAAUGUUACCACAUCAACAGCUAAUGUUGCAUCUGUACCUGUACAACCAACUGUAGAAACUCAACAAUCACCAAUGAUUAAUCAACAACAAAUGCCAAUCAUUCCUCAAAAUGAAUUUUUAUCACAAAAUAAUAUGGUACAUUUGAAUCCAAACUUACUUCCACCAAAUGGAAAUCAACCUCCAGUUUCUCCAACCAUUCCAAUGAAUAUGGGAAUGCCUAUUAGCCCUCUCAUGAAUCAAAAUCAACCUCCAAUUAGAAUUUUGCAAAAGCCACCAACAGGUUUUGUGCCAUCCCAACCAUAUCCAAACAGUCCAACUGCUUUCAUUCCAUUUAGUCCCCAAGGCCAUCCAGUUCAUCCUGGAAUUCCUGCUGGUUUUAUUCCACCAAAUGGUAAUAUGUUCCCAAAUGGAUUCAUUCCAAACAAUGGCAUGUUCCCACCACAUCCAAACAUGUUCAUGGGUAAUCAACAACAAGAUUUCUCUUCUCAAGCUCUUUCUCUCGAAGAUUUGGAAAAAGAACUCAUGAAUCAAAAGUAA